Messenger RNA from Penicillium cataractarum, 957 nucleotides. RefSeq lists its product as uncharacterized. The record is from RefSeq and is a predicted model, not a curated record. Lineage: Eukaryota; Fungi; Ascomycota; Eurotiomycetes; Eurotiales; Aspergillaceae. Bases 1 to 957 code for a protein of 318 amino acids. The transcript is spliced from 3 exons.
AUGGGUGCUGGUGAUGACUCCUCGUUCUUCUUGUAUGGUGUCGGGGAACGGCCCGAGGCUCUGACCCUGGGUUCAUUGGUGCUGGAGAAGUACUGGCAGCCAAUGAUUGCCCGCCACUAUACCCACGAUCAAUUAAGUGAAGAAGAACUACAAGAGCAUGCAUACACAACGCACGCAGAUAAUCUCGUCUUUCAUGGAUCCUCCCGCAUCUCGCCCGCCGUGGGCGUCGAGGGUGGAGAUAUCGUCAACCUCGGCCUCGCCUACCACAAGGAAACUGAGCGUGUUGUAAUCGCAGAGAAAGGAACUCGAAUGAUUCUGAAAGACCCUGAAGAAUUCCUUACAACCAAUGUCCUGGCCAACCCACAGGCACAGCAGAAACUAAAACUCUGGCUAUCCGCUGCUCAUAGCUCUUACGUACUCAAUUUCAAAUUCGCUCGUCGCCCCAAGGUAUGGCUACUCACCGGUCUAUAUCUACUCGAGAAAACGCGCACGAUUGUCUCUACGGGACAAUCAGCAGAUGUAUCGGCUGGCGUUUCCUCCGCAAUUGUCGGGGCUCUAUCUGGCGUUCCGAUCGGUGGGUCCGUCAGUCUGGGCAUAGGGUCCUCCUGGGAGAUGGCGAUGGAAGUGGCUGACCCACACGUCUGGGCGGCCCAGUUUCGACUGUUGGAUGCCCGCUUUAUCAAGAUGGGUAAAGGCGGCGCGGAUGGAGUGAAACUUCCAACGACGAUGGGCCUUUAUCGAGAUGUCAUGUCAGUUCGCACCGCCCGAGGAGCGCAGGACAACACGGUCGAGCUUAGUCUUAAGAAAGAAGAGGAUGAUGAUGAUGAUGAUGAUGAUGAUGAUGCAGAGGAGACCUCUGUGGACGACCAGGAAAGCGAGGAACUGGAGGAGUACGAGAAGCGACUAGAGCAAGCUAUCAAGAUUUUCGAGACGGCCCCGAAGCACUUCCUACAGUAA